Molecule: messenger RNA, 3083 nt
Organism: Cyprinus carpio (common carp)
Lineage: Eukaryota; Metazoa; Chordata; Actinopteri; Cypriniformes; Cyprinidae
Gene: erap1a
Product: endoplasmic reticulum aminopeptidase 1a
Biological process (GO): proteolysis; peptide catabolic process
Cellular component (GO): cytoplasm
Molecular function (GO): zinc ion binding; metalloaminopeptidase activity; peptide binding
Source: RefSeq, a predicted model, not a curated record
AUGACGUUUGCUCGCUCCUGUUCUUCAUCAUGCCUCUUCGCACAGUCUUGGUGUUUAUGCUGCUUUACAUUUGCAGUUUUAUUCUGUGGCCUUGUUGUUGGUAACCAUGCAGACACAAAUGCCUUGCCUUUUCCCUGGGAUAAGAUAAGAUGCCAGAAACAGGUGAAACCCAGAGAAACUAUUGACCUCCUGAUACACCCCAACUUGACCUCCAUGACCUUCACCGGGGUCCUCCAGAUCCUCUUAGAGGUAGAGCAGGACACCAGAGCCAUCGUCCUUCACAGCAAGCACCUGCAGAUCUCCAAAGCCCAGCUCUUGGGCUCCACACAUCCUCGGGAUCUGCAGGUCAGUGAGUUUGAAGCCUAUGAACAGAUCGCACUCUUUUCUGACGGCUUCACAUUUGAGAAAGGAAACCAUGUGGUGCAUUUGGAGUUCUACGCCAACCUGUCGGACAGUUUUCAUGGCUUUUAUAAAGGCAGAUAUACCACAAACAGCGGAGAGGUCAGGAUGCUGGCGUCCACUCAGUUUGAGCCGACACAUGCUCGAGCCGCCUUCCCUUGUUUUGACGAACCUGCAUUUAAAGCCAACUUCACCAUCCGUGUGCGCCGAGAGUCCAGGCACAUCUCCAUAUCCAACAUGCCCAAGCUGAGAACUGUAGAAAUGGCCGACGGGCUGCUCGAGGAUCAGUUUGACACGACGGUGAAGAUGAGCACCUACCUGGUGGCCUUCAUCGUCUCCGAUUUCCAGUCCAUCAGUAAAAAAAGCCAGCAUGGAGUCGAGAUAUCCGUGUAUACUGUUCCCGAGAAGAUCAGUCAGGCGGAAUAUGCUCUCAGCACCGCCGUCACACUGCUGGACUUUUAUGAUGAUUAUUUUGACAUCCCGUAUCCACUUCCCAAACACGAUCUUGCAGCGAUCCCAGAUUUCCAGUCAGGUGCUAUGGAGAACUGGGGCCUGUCGACUUACAGAGAGUCCGGUUUGCUCUUUGACCCUGAGAAAUCUUCUUCCUCGGACAAACUGGGAAUCACCAAAGUCAUCGCCCAUGAACUAGCCCAUCAGUGGUUUGGAAACCUGGUCACGAUGCAGUGGUGGAACGAUCUGUGGUUAAACGAGGGCUUUGCCAAGUUCAUGGAGUAUGUGUCCGUCAACAUCACCCACCCCGAGCUGCAAGUGGAUGAUUAUUUCCUGGAGAAGUGCUUCACUGCUAUGUCAGUGGACUCUUUAACCUCCUCACACCCCAUUUCCACUCCAGUGGAGAAUCCCGCGGAGAUCAGCGAGAUGUUUGAUGACGUUUCCUACCGGAAGGGUGCGUGUAUCCUGAACAUGUUGAGGGAUUUCCUGACGCCAGAGGCUUUCAAGUACGGUAUUAUACACUACACCAAUACAAAAAUCUACCAGAACAAAGUUAACACUAAUGCAUUUCAAUCUUUUCAGAUCUGCACUUCUGAUGAAUUGGAUUCAGGGAGACUAAAACUUGAUGGAUUCUGUUCCAAAAACAGGGCUGAAUCUCCAGCCUCUAAAUGGUUCAUGGAGGACAGUGUUGAUGUUCGAGCCAUUAUGGACACCUGGACUCUGCAGGAGGGCUUUCCUUUAAUCACUGUGGAGGUCAAAGGUCAAGAGGUCACCCUCAAACAGGAGCGCUUCCUUAGAGAAGCAAACUCCUCAAAGACUUCAAAGACAUCAAGCUUCCUGUGGCAGGUUCCUCUGACUUACAUCACCAGUCACAGUAGUGCAAUGCAGCGUUUCUUGCUGAAAAGUGAAAAAGAUGUGUUGUACCUGCCAGAGAAGGUGGACUGGAUUAAAUUUAACGUAGACCUGCGUGGGUAUUAUAUUGUACAUUAUGAGUCAGGAGGCUGGGACGCUUUGAUCAACCAACUCCAGCAGAACCACAGUGUGUUCAGCAGCAACGACAGAGCCAGUCUGAUCCACGACAUCUUUCAGCUGGUCAGCAUUGAGAAAAUCCCACUGGACAAAGCUCUGAAUCUGAGUUUGUACCUCAGUAAAGAGUCGGAGAUCAUGCCGGUGACGCAGGGCUUUAAUGAGCUGGUGCCGCUCUACAAACUCAUGGAGAAGAGAAACAUGGAGGAACUGGAGAACCAGCUGAAGGGUCAUUUAGUGAAGUUAUUCAAGACGCUGAUUGACCGUCAGAGCUGGUCUGACGACGGGUCUGUGUCCGAGCGGAUGCUCAGGAAUUAUCUGCUGUUGUUCGCCUGCGUCCGUCGUUACCCAUCAUGCAUCAGCACCGCCACUCAACUCUUCCAGCAGUGGAAGGAAUCCGAUGGCAAAAUGUGGCUGCCCACUGACAUCAGUUUAGUGGUCUACACUGAAGGGGCGCGUACAGACGAAGGCUGGGACUUCCUGUUGGAGAAAUACAAGCGAUCCGUCUCGCCAUCAGAGAAGUGGAUGAUUAAAGCCGCCCUCUCGUACACUCCAUUAACUCACAAGCUUCAGUGGCUUUUGGAAAGAAGCAUCGAAGGAGAGAUCAUGAAAACUCAAGACCUGCCGUCGCUGGUCAUCACUGUCAGUAAAAACCCAAAAGGUUUCAAACUCGCCUGGGACUUCUUGAAAACCAACUGGGGGAAACUUGUGAAAAAGUUCGAUCUCGGUUCGUCUGCAAUAUCUCGCAUGGCGGUCGGUGUGACCGAUCAGUAUUCCACCAGAGAAAUGCUCCACGAGGUUCAGUCUUUCUUCGGGUCACUGGCGCAGGAUCAGGGCUCCGGGCUCCGCAGCAUUCAACAGGCCCUGCAGAAAAUCCAGCAGAACAUCCGCUGGAUGGACAGGAACGUCCCACUCCUGAAAGCCUGGCUGGACAGAAACAGUCUGUGACAAACUCUAGAGACUCUUGAAAGUGUGUUUAACAGGGUGUGGAACUCAAGACUGCACCUAGUUUCACUAAUCAAGGGCCAUAGCACUGGAAGAAACCAGCUCUGAUAUGAUCAUACAGAACAUGAACAUUUUUGAAAUGGCUGCAACAAAAAAACAGUGUCUUAAUAAGUUUUAAAAUAUCAAUGCUAAAUGCCCACUCAAUGAAACCAGCGAUGCACUGAAAUUAGUUUUUUACUGAAACACAAAAAACAAAAAUGAAG